This is a messenger RNA of Phytophthora sojae, 1011 nucleotides long. RefSeq lists its product as hypothetical. The record is from RefSeq and is a predicted model, not a curated record. The transcript is spliced from 2 exons. NCBI's taxonomy places the organism in Eukaryota, Oomycota, Peronosporomycetes, Peronosporales, Peronosporaceae. The annotation marks the transcript as partial.
GUGUGGCAGGCUAUGCAAUUCAGCCAUCAUGGGAGAUAUUCAAUCGAGAGACUCAUCGCGCUGGACGAGUACACCCGAAAGACCUCAUGGGCUCGCGUAGUUAUCGUUUGCCUGGUGACGCCACUACCAGCCAUAAUAUUCGUUACCUCCCUAGAGACUAUACCUCUACAAGAUCCGGCUGAGGGCUGGCGCGUCAACUACGGAGUAUGGAUCCGAGCUGGAGUCAUGUCUGGCGCUGUGUCCCAUUCGGUUCUCGUCCAGCUUCAGCACUUGGUGGACGACGUGGCCAUGUCGAAGCGACAACUUGCUGCGAUUGUAGCCAUUAUGAUACUGGGGUAUGCAGGGAUGUCAAUACUCAUCGCUGACCAGGUUUUCUUCCCAAUUCCCUUCUUGAACUUCACGAUGACUGUCCCGUUCCUCCUCCUUUUUGGCUGUGCAUUUUAUUGUGUGGUUGGUGGUGAAGGUGUUCGCCAGAUCUUGCAGCAUAAAGAGCAGCUACUUCGCUUUAUCGUACUCUUUGCGUCCCAAACGCUGCUGAUGGUCAUUUAUCCGGCGUACCAAUACCAAGUGCUGUUCCAGGCUGCUGCUGACAAUGGAUAUGAACUUGUGGUGGCAAUUCUCCUCCCCGUCUUGAAAGUCAUUAUGAAGAACAUCGUUUCACUUAGUUUCUUUCGGAGACAAGACUUGAUGCCCGAAGGGGUCAUCUUCACGGUGGAUUUCUUCAACGCCUUUUACAUCGCUACGAGUAUGCAGAACGCGUCGUCUACAACGACAGUAAUCGUCAUUAUGGCAGUUGAUUUAUUCAAUACGGCAGUCGCGUUGAAUGGCCUUCAACGAGGAACAUCACGAAUAAUUGCCCUACUCCACAAAGCAGGAAUAUUGCACAGCACCGACCCUCGGCACUUCGAUUUGCUCCACUCUGCUAGUUUACUCUGUCAGAGCUCCGAGGAAUUCGAGACGCGAAACCGCUCCGGCAUCCGGCUGCGAUCGUGUCUCCCUUACCGACUAUCG